Messenger RNA from Hypoxylon trugodes, 1128 nucleotides. RefSeq lists its product as uncharacterized. The record is from RefSeq and is a predicted model, not a curated record. The annotation marks the transcript as partial. The transcript has a single exon. NCBI's taxonomy places the organism in Eukaryota, Fungi, Ascomycota, Sordariomycetes, Xylariales, Hypoxylaceae.
AUAGGUUCGUCACAUGUCGACCUUGUUAAAGUCAUCAAGUUCCUUAGGAUCUUGUCCUCUCAUAUUACAGCCCACACCCUCGAAGAUGAUAAGUGCGCAUUGUCAUUAAUGGGCGACUUCGUUUAUAGGUGUACUUGCGGCAAUACGAGCGCCACUAGAAGCUUUUCCGAAGCUUUAGAAUUAUUUGGCUUCCGUUCGGUUCCAAGCUCAGUAAGUGACUUUUUGGGCGGCAGUCUAGCCUAUCCAUACGCCAUUCACUAUAUACUGCAGCAAAAAGAAGUUAAAAACGGAUAUCUCGAGUUCUUAUACCAUAUUAUGGGAACCUUUGAAGCGAAACUCGACGGACAGCUCGUGAGAAGUAAAUGGUGCGAAUAUCUAGAAGAGGCGCUUAGGGCAUCCCGUGGCCGCCUUCACAACUUAUCUUACGCAACGACGGGAGGAUAUGCGGGCCUACUGAAACAUCCUAACUUCUUAAUGACACUAUUGCUAUGUUACAUCUGGGGCUUCUGGAAACAUAUCUAUUUGCUUCCCGGGGACUUUGCGAAGCUCUACCGGGAUCGCCUCAGACCAGCCCUUCUAGCAUGGCUAUAUGUGCUCAAGAGUAGCGGCAUUGACCUAGUGGAGUACGGGAAGAAUGAGCAGAAUAUUCUGCUUAAAAAUCGCGCGUUAUUGUCGCAUGAGUGGUGGAACGCGGGCCGUGUUCAUAACCAAUUAGGGAGUGUGACGCUUCGCAAUAUUCAUUAUGGUGCUAAUCCAGAGAAUUGGGAUCUAGAAUGGAAUGUCAAUGAGAUACACCCAGAGGUGGCCAAGACGGUCAAGAAGAAUGUUUCUUAUUCUGUACCGGGCUCUUGGCCACAUGAAAAUGAUUGAGAUGGCGAAGAUGAAAAGGGGUUGAUUAGUAAUCAUGGCUUCGGCUGACAUAAUGACUGAUUAGGUAGUUUAGCUACGAAUUGAUUUAGUAAUACCCGCUUACAUAAGUUAUCGUGUAUCCAACCGCUAUGUAGCUCUGUAAUUACAGGUAUAGCGCGCUAAAACUCGUGGUAAUUUCGCCAGAUUUCGGCGCAUGGUACCUGGCGCUAUGGCGCCUAACCCCUAUAAUUAUAGUGAUUGAGCGCCAUCUUGAUGCAC